CCGCGCUCCGCCUGCCCCACCCCGGCGGCGCCGCCCGCCCGCGCGUCCAUCGGUCCACCUGCAGCAAGCAGUCCCUCCGACCGUCCGACCCAGAGGCGCCGGCCGAGCCCGAGGCCUGGGCUCUUGCUCCCUGGCGGAGGGAUCCGCGGCGGCUGAGGAGGCGGCGCUGAGCCUAGAAGGAAGAGGCAGCUACCGCGGUGGCGGCGGCGGCGGCGGCGGCUCGGGCGGCAGCGCAUAAAGGGGCCGCCGCCGGGUGAUGCGGUGACCCCUGCGGCAGGCUCAGGAGCCGAGUGGGCCACGGCCCCAAGUCCGUCCCGCCGGACCCGCGCUCCGGAACUCCCCAUCUUCUCCGGCCGACCCGCGAUCACCGAGGCGGCCUCGCGCCCCCUCGCCCCUUCCCCGUCCCUCCCCUGCCCCUGUUCCCGCCCCGGGGGCCGCCUCCACCCGCCUCCCACGAUGGCUCUGAAGAGAAUCCACAAGGAAUUGAACGACCUGGCGCGGGACCCCCCAGCACAGUGUUCAGCAGGUCCCGUUGGAGAUGAUAUGUUCCAUUGGCAAGCUACAAUAAUGGGGCCAAAUGACAGUCCCUAUCAGGGUGGAGUAUUUUUCUUGACAAUUCAUUUCCCAACAGAUUACCCCUUCAAACCACCUAAGGUUGCGUUUACAACAAGAAUUUAUCAUCCAAAUAUUAACAGUAAUGGCAGCAUUUGUCUUGAUAUUCUACGGUCACAGUGGUCUCCAGCACUAACUAUUUCAAAAGUACUUUUGUCCAUCUGUUCUCUGUUGUGUGAUCCCAAUCCAGAUGAUCCUUUAGUGCCUGAGAUUGCUCGGAUCUACAAAACAGAUAGAGAAAAGUACAACAGAAUAGCUCGGGAAUGGACUCAGAAGUAUGCGAUGUAAUUAAAGAAAUUAUUGGAUAACCUCUACAAAUAAAGAUAGGGGAACUCUGAAAGAGAAAGUCCUUUUGAUUUCCAUUUGACUGCUUUCUAUGAGCCCACGCCUCAUCUUCCCCUGUGCACAUGUUUACCUGAUACAGCAGUGCUGCGUGUUGUACAUACUUGGAACAACAAACUAGAAAUACUGUACUUCUGUACCAACAUUGCCUCCUAGCAGAGAAGUGUGUGUGUGACAAGCCAGUUCUCCAGGCAUAACCUAGGUGUGAGACUAAAAGCUUUCCUUAUUGACUUAAAUUUGGAUAACGGCAGAGUGAGGGGUGGUGGGUAUGGUGUGUGCUUGGAUGGGGAAGAAAAGCUCCACUGACCUGUAGGAGAUUGUUUUUUAAGUGAAAUCCCAUUAAACUCAAAACAGUUAUGAAAAGCAAGGCGAAGAACAUGAAGCUGUUUCUGUAUUCAUUUUAUUCCGAAGGACUUAACGUCUUAGGUGAAAGUUAUGACCAAUCAGGUUAAACUCUACCUACAUCCUGUAUUUUAAGGUCUAAGUUUAACUGGUCAACAUUUAAAUGGAUUGGAGCUAUUAGUAAAGUGUGAUGGGCUUUGUUUCCAAUUCUUUUACAUCUCCCCACCCGUCAACCUUCGUCCUUCAGCCCCUCUUUCUCUCUUCCAUAUUCUUUGGUUUGUAUGUGGUUUCUCAGUUAAUACAUAGCUAAUAGCUCUUAUUUUUCUUAUGUUUUUAACUGCUUAGGUCUAUCUGGAUGUAAGGGUGAAAAUUCAUUCGAUGGAAAUACUUGUGUAUAUUUAAAGACCCAAUUGCUCCUCUGGAGCCUGUACGUUCAAGAAUGAUUAAUCUGUGUAAUAAACUGAUUACUACAGUCAUUACAUAUAAUUUUGUGUGAAUAGGCUUUCUGAUUUUAAGAAUUUUGUCUAGCUGAGAUUAGUGGUGGAUUUUUUCCCACCCCUGAAAUGUUUUCAUUUAUACUGGUUGCAUUUCAAAAUCAUGAAACAAUUCAGUUUACAUAGUAAAAAGGAUAUCUUGAAAGUAAUUUUACUGAACAAGAUAAACGCAUAAGCUUAAAAGAAUUUUCAUGAAACUUAUAUGUGCAGUAUUCCAGGAACACGACUGUUAAACUAAAUAAGAAAUUUGCUUUAUUAUUGAAACUAAGCUGCAUUUCACCGAAACCUUGUGACAUUCCUUUGGUACAUAGGACAUAAAACAAAGGCAUUGCUAUUUGGUAAGUUAAGCUUCUGUGAUUGUGAUUGUAAAAACAACAUUGACCAAACCUGGGAAACAUGAGCACAAUCUUGUAUUGGAGAGUCUACAUAAUUACUUUGCACUAACAUUGCAGGAUGUUCAUCCAAUUUUAAAUUGUACUGUAUGUGGCUUUUUGGUCUUCCCUUGACGCUGGUAAAAUGUAGUUUGAAACUUGUAAACAGCUGUAUUUGCCAGAAACAUCGUUCCUGUGAACUAGGCAAGUUACUUUUUUUCCCCCUACUUCUCCUAAUCUAAUUGUAAACCAGACCAGCCUGAAAGCAAUGGCUGAUGCUCUCUAGCUGUCAGGUUCUUUCAAAUGCAUCUUUACACUCUUGCACAAAAAUUGAGGAAUAAAUGUCCACUGCUUUUGGUUUUAAA
Molecule: messenger RNA, 2526 nt
Organism: Balaenoptera ricei (Rice's whale)
Lineage: Eukaryota; Metazoa; Chordata; Mammalia; Artiodactyla; Balaenopteridae
Gene: UBE2D2
Product: ubiquitin conjugating enzyme E2 D2
Exons: 7
Coding region: 457-900 (147 amino acids)
Biological process (GO): protein K48-linked ubiquitination; ubiquitin-dependent protein catabolic process
Cellular component (GO): nucleus
Molecular function (GO): ubiquitin conjugating enzyme activity
Source: RefSeq, a predicted model, not a curated record